AUGCCUGCCACGUCCUCAUCUCUCGGUACUGUGCCUUCGGAUCGUCGCAGCCCACCACAGGCAAUUCCACCCCCAUCUCGCUUCCUUCGGAUACGGACCGUUUCCUUCUCGGUUAUAAUAUCACUAUGCUUUCUUUGGAUAAUAUUGCUGUGCCUUAUUAUCUUCUCAAAAUGGGAUCUCUUAGAUCGCACUGAGCGCCCUCUCGUGGUUAUUAUGCUUCUCAUUGAUACGAUAACGGUCAUUGUUCUUCCAAUACUACUCAUCCAACCAUUCCGGGCGUGGCUGGAUGCUGCUCGCUUUCUAUUCUUGUUCGCCGCCCAUUGUGGGAUUGCAGGGGGUUUUGCGUCCAAGACACCCUCAUUCCAGUGUUCAUCAUCCGUCCCUGAUGAAGUCGCCAUCUGCAACCUUAUAAUUCUGUUUAUCAACGUGUGUAGCUGGUUUGUGCCAAUCCUAGUUGUCGGCUAUGCGUGCGGUCUCGCCUUCCUCAUGUAUCGUUUAUCAAAGUCUGUGGAGGCUUCUGCCGUCGAUGACGUAGAAAAACAAAAGAGCUCUGUCCACAACAGCUUUCACUCUCAAGUGAGCUAUGGCUAUGCCAUCUGA
Cyclocybe aegerita is the source of this 600-nucleotide messenger RNA. NCBI's taxonomy places the organism in Eukaryota, Fungi, Basidiomycota, Agaricomycetes, Agaricales, Hemipholiotaceae. The record is from the annotation of a GenBank genome assembly.